Messenger RNA from Cetraspora pellucida, 312 nucleotides. The record is from the annotation of a GenBank genome assembly. Lineage: Eukaryota; Fungi; Glomeromycota; Glomeromycetes; Diversisporales; Gigasporaceae.
AAAGAAUUUCCAAAUACUUUUAAUGUUCUUAAUAAUACGUUGGUGUGUACUUACUGUGAACAUUCGGUUAGUUGGAAGCAAAAAGUUAGUAUUACCACCCAUGUUAAUUCUAAAACCCAUAUAAAAAACAAAAAAAAUUAUGAAAUAGCAGCUCAACAUAGACAGUCUCAAACUUUGGAGGAUUCUAUAUCCGUGGCAGAGUCUAAAAAAAUAGUAGUGAAAGAUCUUGUAGAAGCCUUUGUUAAGGCGAAUAUACCUUUAGAAAAAGUGAAUGUACUGCAACCAUUUUUUAGAAAACAUUGUAAAGAAUAG